AUGUAUGGGACACAUCCAACCUGUGCUGGGUGUGUGAUUCAUAAUCGCUACAGAGAGAAAUCGAUCGAAAUGGGAUUGAUUGGCCAUUGCCGGGGGGAGGGAAGAUGUGCCAUAGACACGAGACGCGGGCAAACGGCAACACAAAGCAAGAGAGCAAAACUGUAUCCAAAAGAAGGCAGUCAGCGAAUCGAACUGAAAGCAGCAUCAUUGCGUGUUGUCAAGCGAGAGCGUCGAGCAUGCGGACUGCCAGGCUUACAAGGGCCUAGGCCGAGGGAACCGCAGACAGACACCGGCGGCCGAGGCGGUCCGAAAAAAGGGAGAAGAUAUGUUAAGCAAUGA
Protopolystoma xenopodis is the source of this 339-nucleotide messenger RNA. Lineage: Eukaryota; Metazoa; Platyhelminthes; Monogenea; Polystomatidea; Polystomatidae. The record is from the annotation of a GenBank genome assembly.